AUUGUGUUGUUUGCUCAGCAGCGCUCUAACAGGAACUGACGUUUGUGUCUACGACUACACAAGCAAAAUUUCCAGCCGCAGGAAAAUGUCCAACUUGAGAGAUCGUGCAGAUUAAAGGUCCUGCGGUCAGAACUCAUUUUUAUUACUGUUGACUCCCCCUCAUGUUUAUGGCAAGGCAAAGCUGACAUCAUGGCCCAGAUAUCCAGUGGCAAUGGGUAUAAGCAAGAAAGGCCAGCCUCUCCGGGAGUGGUUCGGCCAAAGGCUCCAGUGGGUAGGGAGGAGGCUUUGCGUAUGGAGGUCGAGGCUAUGGCAAAACUGCAACGUGAAAAAAGAAACACACUUCCUGCCUCCACUACAAAAGCUCAGGCCUGUGUAUUAGCAUCUGGGACCACAAUUAGUCGGCCAGAAAAAGAUCUUAUUGUCUUCCCUGAAUCAGAGACCAAGAACGAGGCAGAAAAAAACACAUUUGCUGACAUUGAUGUAGAAAAGUUGACACACAAGGAGCUGGAGAACCUGCUUUUGGACAAUAACUUUGGCAAGACCAAAAGUAACAGACCCUUGUCUGUAAUAGGCUCCAACCUUAGUGCGUCCUACCCUGGUAGCCAAGCAUUUAAUCCAUCUCCUUUUCACUGGAGCACUGCACACUCCACUUCAAAUUCCACUCUAACUACUCCAGCACAGCCACAGGCACCUGUAUUUCCUUCAACAUCUUUUACCAAACCUCCCUGCUCAUUCCCAAAUGGAUUUACCCCAGUGAUGCCACCAUUCAUCCACCACCCUGCUCAGCAGAGCCCCUUCCUCCCUUUCACGCCAAUCCAGCCCGCUGGUCCUCUGGUCUUCCAGCAGCCUGUUGUCUCUCCAGAAAUGGCUAAGCUCUUUGACAAGAUUGCUAGCACCUCAGAGUACUUAAGGAACGGCAGGUCUUCCAGCCUGGAUGCAGAAACUGUCAGUGUCAGGUCUUUGGUGCCUGUGCCUCAGCUUGCUGAUCCCCUCAGCGUGGAAAGCUUUGAUUGGUUGGAUCUGGACCCUCUCAAUAAGUGUCAAGGAAAGCUGGAAGAGGUGUCAGGUUCAAUAGGUGGAGGUGAAACAGUGAAGUCUGUGCCUGAAGGAGAUCCGUGGGAUGCAGUGUUGCGAGAAGAGACAGAGGUUCCUGGGAGCAGCAGUUCUUCAGGAAACAGCAAGUGCACUAUGACUAGGAGGGCAUCUUUUGAACUAACAGUGUCCAAGAGCCACUCUUCUAAAAGUUCAGCAACAUCCACCCAACACAGCCAGAGUAAACAGGUCACUGAAGAAAGCAGAAAUGGCCUUGUAAAAGAUUCAAUUUUACAAGAAAAUGGUGCCCAGAACCUAGAAAUCAAAGCUUUUUGUGAAGACAUUGCAAAACUAAGGUCAAACUUUUCUUUUGAGGACCCCUCUACCAAUCCUGGAUAUGCUCUCAGCCCAGUGAUAUUUCAAAGGGAUGGAGGUGGCAACAACAGCAGCAGUGUGAAAGUUUCUAUAGAGAUUUCGGACUCUCGGCAGCCUGUGACCUUCACCUGUGAUGUGAGUUCACCAGUGGAGCUACUGAUAAUGCAGGCACUUUGUUGGGUCCAUGAUGACCUCAGCCAAGUGGAUAUCGCCAGCUAUGUUCUGAAGGUCUGUGGCCAAGAACAGGUCCUGCAAAAUAAGCAUAGCCUGGGCAGCCACGAGUAUGUGCAGAACUGCAAAAAAUGGGAGACAGAAAUCCACCUCCAGCUCCUCAUCCUUAGUGCCAUGAGAAGAGACCUGGCACGAACGGUUGAUGAUGACACAUCACCCAUAGAUUUGGAGAAAUAUUUAGUUGAUGUUGUGAGCCCUUUUAAGGAGACAAUCACAAGGGAUGUCCUUACUCAGCUUUUAGAGGAAUAUAACAAUCAAGUGAACAUCUACCUGCAGAAUAAGAACAACCAAAAUAAAACAGUGGAGCAUUUAAUACAAGCUGUUAAGAAUCUGUGUAGUUUGCUGGGCGAGGUGGAAACACCAGCCAUAACUGAUGCUGUGAAGAGACUAAAACAUUCAGUUAACCUUGCUAGAACCCACUCACCAGAGGGUGGUGUCCAACCUCCAACCUCAACUCACAGCUGUGGGACUACAGUGGAUGAGAACAUUGGGACUCUUACAAAUGCAGUGUAUGAUUUAAUUAAGCUCUAUCAACGUUCCUUCUGCCUGCCCUUCUCUGUGGACCAAGAAAAUGCAAAGGAGCAGAAAGACAGCAGAGAGGCCUAUACCACCACUGAGCAUGUACAGUUUACUCUCUUUGGCAUACAUGGCAUUUCCUCUGCAUGGGUCAGCAGUUACGAAAAAUACUACUUAAUGUGUGCCCUGACACACAAUGGCCGAAAUCUUUUUAAGCCUAUUCAGUCCAGGAAAGUUGGGACAUACAAGAGCUUCUUCUAUCACAUCAAAUGGGACGAAUUGAUAAACUUCCCCAUUUCUGUUGCUUCAUUACCUCUGGAGACCAUAUUAAGUCUCUCACUGUAUGGCAUUCUCAACCAAAAUGCUAGCAAUUCUCCGGAUUCCAACAAACAACAAAAAAGCCCAGAUUUAUUGGGCAAAGUCACAAUGACUCUCUUUGACUUCAGGCGAGUGUUUGCUCAGGGGACUAAGUUGCUGAGUUUGUGGACAUCUCAGUUUUCCUUAUCUGGAUCUGGGGGGAAGAGGAAAAAUUCAGCAGAGAGACUUAUAUUGCAGAUAGACUUUCCCAGCACAUCACUGGAUGUGAUGUACGUAGAUCUGAAAGAGAUAAGCUGCCCUGACCCUCAGUCUCUAGAAAUGCCUGAUCCAGACACCCGGAGAAGAAUUGAAAAGCUGUGCACAGGGGCUUCUGUGUUUGGAUUGUCGCGCGCAGACAGACAGCUGCUCUGGGAUUGGCGGCACUACUGCCGCGGACAUGGUCACAGCCUCCCUAAGGUCUUAGUCAGCGUACCCAGCUGGGCCUGGGGCAGCAUGGCAGAGAUCAAGUCACUCCUACAACAAUGGCCUCCACUUACUCCUGUCUCUGCAUUAGAGCUGCUUGAUUUAAAGUUUGCAGAUACAGAGGUUAGGAGCAUGGCAGUAGGAUGGAUUGACAGCUGCAGUGAUGACGAGUUAACUGACUACUUACCCCAGCUUGUGCAGGCCUUGAAGUUUGAAAGUCAUCUCAACAAUGCCCUGAUUAAGUUCCUUUUGACUCGAGCACAAAGAAAUGUUAAUGUUGCACACCACCUUUACUGGCUGCUCAGAGAUGCGGUACAAGAGCCAGAGUUUGCUCAGCGGUAUAGCUAUGUGCUUGGAGCGCUGCUUUGUUUGUGUGGUGCUGGAAUGAGGGCGGAAUUAGAAAAGCAGUCAUGCCUGGUGCAGCUACUGGGUGCUCUGGCUGAAAAUGUGCGCCAGUCCUGUAGCUCCAGUCGACAGAUGGUUCUUCAGGAGGGUUUAGAAAGAGUCCAGUCAUUUUUCCAGAUGGGUGACUGCAGACUUCCCCUUAGUCCAAGCUUAGUGGCCAAGGAGCUUAAUAUAAAGGCCUGCUCUUUCUUCAACUCUAAUGCUGUGCCACUGAAGCUUGCCCUGGUCAACUCAGACCCACUGGGAGAAGAAAUCAAUGUCAUGUAUAAGGUGGGAGAGGACUUGAGGCAAGACAUGCUUGCACUACAGAUGAUUCGGAUCAUGGAUCGGAUCUGGCUACAAGAAGGGCUAGACCUGCGUAUUGUCAACUUUAAAUGCAUCUCAACUGGAAAAGACAAAGGCAUGGUGGAACUGGUCCCAGCAUCAGAAACUUUAAGGAAGAUUCAGGUGGAGUAUGGAGUUACAGGCUCCUUCAAGGACAAACCUCUGGCUGAAUGGCUACGCAAAUACAAUCCUGCUGAAGAUGAGUAUGAGAAGGCCUCGGAAAACUUUAUUUACUCAUGUGCAGGCUGCUGCGUGGCUACCUAUCUGCUGGGCAUCUGUGACAGACACAAUGACAAUAUUAUGCUGCGCUCCACAGGCCACAUGUUUCACAUUGAUUUUGGGAAAUUCCUUGGCCAUGCACAGAUGAUUGGAAGUUUUAAAAGGGACCGAACACCAUUUGUUCUUACCUCAGACAUGGCCUAUGUCAUCAACGGUGGUGAGAGACCCACCAGUCGCUUCCAACUUUUUGUGGACCUGUGCUCUCAAGCCUACAACCUAAUACGCAAACACUCGAGCCUUUUUCUCAACUUGCUGUCUUUGAUGACUCAUUCAGGCCUACCUGAGCUGACUGGAUUCCAGGACCUGAAGUAUGUAUAUGAUGCACUGCAACCACAGUGUACAGAUGUGGAGGCCACUAUUUUCUUCACAAGGUUGAUUGAGUCUAGCCUUGGCAGUGUUGCCACCAAGUUUAAUUUCUUUAUCCACAACCUUGCCCAGCUACGUUUCUCUGGUCUGCCAUCUAACGAUGAGCCCAUCCUGUCUUUUUCCCCACGCACAUACACACUCAAACAGGACGGCUUGAUUAGGGAUGCUUCCGUCUUCUCUUAUCAGAAGAGAUACAACCCUGAUAAGCACUACACGUAUGCAGUCCGUGUUUUGAGGGAGGGCCAGAGUGAACCUCAGUUUGUCUUCCGCACAUUUGAUGAGUUCCAGGAGCUGCACAACAAGCUUACCAUCCUCUUCCCUUUGUGGAAGCUUCCAGGGUUCCCCAACAAAAUGGUGCUGGGACGCACACACAUAAAGGAUGUGGCAUCCAAGAGGAAGGUGGAGCUGAACAGUUAUGUACAUAACCUGAUGAGAGGUUCUGCAGAUGUAGCCCAGUGUGAUCUUAUUUAUACAUUCUUCCACCCCAAUGCAAAAGAUGACAAGACAGAAGGAUUUGAUGGACUGCCCAAAAUACCAGCAGAGGGAAUACCACAGAGUCCCACUGCAGGCUGUGUUGGAGGUGAAGUAAAGUUGUCUGUAUCUUACCGAAAUGGCACACUCUUCUGCAUGGUCAUGCACAUCAAAGAUCUGGUGUCUGAAGACGGAGCAGAUCCAAACCCAUACGUAAAAACAUACCUACUUCCAGACCCCCAAAAAACAUCAAAGCGCAAGACAAAGGUUGCCAGAAAAACACUGAACCCCACUUUUAAUGAAAUGCUGGUGUACAGUGGCUACAGUAAGGAGACACUGAAGCAAAGGGAGCUGCAGCUGAGUGUACUCAGUGCUGAGUCUUUGCGUGAGAACUACUACCUGGGUGGAAUUACACUCAGUCUCAAAGAUUUUGACCUGAGCCAAGAAACAGUGAAGUGGUACAAGCUCACAGCAGUCCCUUAUUUUUAGACUGUCACUGAAGGGACCACAUGCUUUCAACUGGGUCAGCUAUGGAGAGCAGAUUAGUUUCAACCACAGCUUCAAAUAUAUUUAAUAGCCGUCUUUUUGAUGCUCUAACUUUAGAUCUAUGUUUGAAUAUUUUAAUAAUUGGGGGGUGUACAUUUUGUCAUUAGAGGACCAAAAUUACUUACUUAACAGUAAAGAUUAUUUUACAUAUAGGGUUAUUUUUUUACACAUAUAAUAACUAUUAAGUACUGUAAAGUGUUUAGGUUUUCUAAGUAAGCACAGGAGAAUCAGAUAGGUUCCUGAUCAUUAACGUCAUGAUCUUACGUAAAUUCAUUUCUGAUCUUCCAUGGAAAAAAACAGGGAUUUUUGUUGGGGAUAACUUAAAGAUUUGUAUUGGAAUUAUUGAUGCACUGAUAAAUUAAUCAAGUAAAAAUCCUUUAAACUCCUCCUCACCUCCAGUACAUACUGUAGAAUGCAGACUUAGCUGGCCAGCUUUUAUUUAUUAUAGCAGAAAAAAAAACAUUUGUGCAUUGGCAAAUGUUAGAAAUAAACAUUGAACAUGUCUUUCGUUUAGCUUCUCCUAGCCACUAGUAUGAACAUUAUAUGUAUAUCUGAAUUUCAAUCACACAACCAGAUUUUGGCCUAAAACAUUGGAUCAUUAUUAAAACUGGGUAUGAGUUUUUUUUAUCUAAACCCCCAGCACAUUUUAUGCAGUGAAUUUUUGUUAUGUUAAAUAAUCUAUGUCAUGCUUUGUCUUAAAAUCUGUGAGGGGAGUUUAAGAUAUCUUGCAUGACUUACUGUUUGGUUACAAAGACUAUGCUCAGAGGUUUUAUAUAAAAUGGAAUUAAGUUAUCCCCAAAACAAACUAUUUUUAGUGAGGAGGUUGACAUCUGUUCUGUGUAAUUCACUUUUUAUGACAAGGGAACAUUGAAAUUACUUCAAGCUGCUGCUUUUUGGCUAUUUAGUAAGCUAAAAUUCAACGUUUUUACGGUAAAUUAUUUAAAAUUAUUUACACCCGAGUUUUUGUAAUGAUUUUUCAUUCAUUUCAUUUUCAAGUUUUACCACCACUUUAUCCUGGUCAAGGUCACGGUGAGUCCCAUGUCCAUGUCUGUAUGUCCCCCUCCCCCCCCCCCCCCUUUUUUUUUUAUGUAACCAGUUAUAUCUGUAUAUAGAUGCUCAACCAAUUUGAUAGCACUGCUGGGGAUUUGAACCUUGAUCCCAGUGGUACUGGCCUAGCGUCAUUUACCGCUGCUACACCUGAGCGCCUUUUGUAAUGAUGUCAUGAAAAAAACUCCAGUUUUUCAUUAUUUAUGUUUGACCUCUUCAAAUCAGUGUAUGCUGUAAUCUUUUCCACUUAAAAUUAAUAACUUUAAUCAUGGAAAACAAUACAAAUCUGUAAAAUAGAUUCUUUAUAACAUUUAGACUUUUUUACAUUAUGAUGAAAUAGUCUUGUAUUACAGUCUGGCAUACCAAAUAAAACAAGAUACCAGGAUGUGGGAAUCUAGUUUUCUACUGUUGUUGAACAGGUGACAGCUCA
Molecule: messenger RNA, 6802 nt
Organism: Trichomycterus rosablanca
Lineage: Eukaryota; Metazoa; Chordata; Actinopteri; Siluriformes; Trichomycteridae
Gene: pik3c2a
Product: phosphatidylinositol-4-phosphate 3-kinase, catalytic subunit type 2 alpha
Exons: 33
Coding region: 190-5268 (1692 amino acids)
Biological process (GO): cell migration; phosphatidylinositol-mediated signaling; phosphatidylinositol-3-phosphate biosynthetic process
Cellular component (GO): plasma membrane; cytoplasm; phosphatidylinositol 3-kinase complex
Molecular function (GO): 1-phosphatidylinositol-4-phosphate 3-kinase activity; phosphatidylinositol binding; 1-phosphatidylinositol-3-kinase activity
Source: RefSeq, a predicted model, not a curated record